UUUUGCCACUGUAUAUAAACACAUGAGCACCAGAACUAGUAAAAGUAGUGUCUUGAGAACUUCAAUCUGGAAGAAGAAGUAUAUUUCUCUCAUGGAUCUAAAGAGCCCUUCGAACCAUCUCUUGACACUUCUGCUGCUCACGUUCCUUUUCUCUCUGGAUGCUGUUCCCCUUUCAAGAACUCUUUCACUAAGUAACCAAGAUGCAGCAGCAAUAACAAAGGUGGCAAAUCAGAUGACCAACCAACAAAUGGAAGUUGCUGAAAGGAGGAUGGAUGUCGAACUCCAUGACUACCCCGGUUCAGGUGCAAACAGUCGUCACGAUCCUAAGAACCCGGGGAGAAGUUAGAUCACUCUCCUAAUGAGUAGAUUGGAAAGCGAGAGUAACAAUUAUCAUAGCAAUAUAUUGUGACCUGUCUCUAUUUGGUGUCUUUUGGCAUGUAAUGUAUCCACUAAUGUACUAGCUAGCUAGACUUAAUAGUCAAUAAUCUUGCUUGUGGAGAAGAUCAAA
Zingiber officinale is the source of this 508-nucleotide messenger RNA. RefSeq lists its product as uncharacterized. Lineage: Eukaryota; Viridiplantae; Streptophyta; Magnoliopsida; Zingiberales; Zingiberaceae. Bases 23 to 346 code for a protein of 107 amino acids. The transcript has 3 exons. The record is from RefSeq and is a predicted model, not a curated record.